AUGACUGUUUCAGUGAAUGAUCGCAAGAACUGGUUGCCAGUGUUCUCUACUUUUGCCGACAGUCCUACUUUCAUCAUCCUUCAAGAUCCUCGUCUCUCCUUCUCCAGAACCCUGCUAAGGAAACUUGAUUUCAACACUACUACCAUGUCUACUCUUCAAGAAAAAGAGGAGACGUACCCCCCACAGCCGCCCUCCAAGAUAUCUCCAUUUGUUUUGAAGUUGAGAAGCGCUCCUCCCGAUUACUUCCUCCAACCCCCCAACGCCUUCCCACCAAUCGACCUCUUCGCAGCCCCCACAGGCCCCUACUUCUUCUACGGCACCCUCAGCGACCCGUCCCUCCUCGCCGAAAUCCUCAACCUAGACCACGAACCAACACUCUGCCCCGCGCAUAUCAUGGGAUACUAA
This is a messenger RNA of Aspergillus glaucus CBS 516.65, 405 nucleotides long. RefSeq lists its product as uncharacterized. The coding region runs from base 1 to 405 and encodes 134 amino acids. The record is from RefSeq and is a predicted model, not a curated record. The transcript has a single exon. Lineage: Eukaryota; Fungi; Ascomycota; Eurotiomycetes; Eurotiales; Aspergillaceae.